Culex quinquefasciatus (southern house mosquito) is the source of this 2324-nucleotide messenger RNA. It is a transcript of the gene UGP, whose product is annotated as UTP--glucose-1-phosphate uridylyltransferase. The record is from RefSeq and is a predicted model, not a curated record. The transcript is spliced from 3 exons. Gene Ontology annotation, cellular component: cytoplasm. Gene Ontology annotation, biological process: glycogen metabolic process; UDP-alpha-D-glucose metabolic process. Lineage: Eukaryota; Metazoa; Arthropoda; Insecta; Diptera; Culicidae. Bases 395 to 2023 code for a protein of 542 amino acids. Gene Ontology annotation, molecular function: UTP:glucose-1-phosphate uridylyltransferase activity.
CAAAUAAGCGCGUGGUUCGUCUUUUCGUUGUUGCUGCUGUUAUCAUACGCGUGGGCUUCUUGCUUUUGCUUUUGCUGUUUUUGCUGCUGCUGUUGCCGCUAACGACUUGUUAUUUUUUGCGCACUUCCAUAAGGUCGCGCGCGCGCGCUCGUGAAUCUGCUUUCAUUGCUCUAUUGGACCACGUUUAUGUGGCCUCUCCGUUCAGGCUGGGCCUGGAAGUAUAAUUUAAAUAAUUAAGCAAUUAGACAAUCUGCAAAAGCAAUAAUAACUGCAGUUGAGUGAUUUCGUGCUUCUUUCUGCUUUGGGUGGCGCUAUAGUUAUAGGAAAGUGAAUGAAGCAAUCGAAGAAGGAUCGAACUUGAGCAACGUGAUUUGGUCAGAGUGAUCCCGCGACCAUGUUUGGCUUCCAGAACUCGUGUGUCGUUCUGGACUCGAAGGCGCGCUGCCGAUUAACGGACGUUAAUGAGAGGCACUUUAAGACGUUUAAUCACUUUGGCAACGGUGAUGUCCACGUUCGCGGCCACCAGCGUGUCCCGUCCGACACGAAGGAGUUCCACGAGGCCACCAAGCGUGAUGCGUUGAUCCGUUUGCGCAAAGAUUUGGACAAUCUGCUGCACUCGGCGGACGAUGACAAAAAGGCGACCGUCCAGAAGGAAAUGUGCGGCUUCGAGGCCCUGUUCCAUCGCUUCCUGCAGGAGGACGGCCCGUCGGUCGAGUGGGACAAAAUCGAGAAGCUGCCCCAGGAUGCCGUCAAGGAUUACUCCAGCCUGAAGACGCCCCAGGAGUCGGAGAUUCGUGCCAUGCUGGACAAACUGGUCGUGGUCAAGCUGAACGGUGGUCUCGGAACGUCGAUGGGUUGCCACGGACCAAAGUCCGUCAUUCCGGUGCGUAACGACCUUACAUUCCUGGAUUUGACCGUGCAGCAGAUUGAGCACCUGAACAAAAAGUACAGCGCCAACGUGCCGCUCGUGCUGAUGAACUCGUUCAACACCGACGAGGACACCGAAAAGGUCAUCCGCAAGUACAAGGGAUUCCAGGUCCAGAUUUAUACCUUUAACCAGAGCUGCUACCCGCGCAUCAGCCGAGACUCGCUGCUGCCGGUGGCGAAGGAUUUCAACAUCGAAGCUGACAUUGAGGCAUGGUACCCUCCCGGUCACGGUGAUUUCUACCAGUCGUUCCAGAACUCGGGUCUGCUAAAGAAGUUCAUCGACGAAGGCCGCGACUAUUGCUUCCUGUCCAACAUCGAUAACUUGGGCGCAACGGUUGACAUCAACAUUUUGAACCGAUUGCUCGGCAGCGACCGCCAGGGGGACAAGCCGAUCGAGUUCGUGAUGGAAGUAACCGACAAGACCCGGGCUGACGUUAAGGGUGGUACCUUGAUCCAGUACGAACACAAGCUGCGACUGCUGGAAAUCGCUCAGGUCCCCAAAGAGCACGUCGAUGACUUCAAGUCGGUGAAGACGUUCAAGUUCUUCAACACCAACAAUAUCUGGGCCCGUUUGGAGUCGAUCGAACGUGUCCUGAAUGCGCGCACAAUGAACAUGGAGAUCAUCGUCAACAACAAAACGCUGGACAAUGGCAUGCGCGUGAUUCAGCUGGAGACGGCCGUCGGUGCGGCGAUGAAGUGCUUCGACGAUGGAAUCGGAAUCAACGUUCCGCGGUCACGCUUCUUGCCGGUCAAGAAAACGUCCGAUCUGCUGCUGGUCAUGUCCAAUCUGUACAGCCUCAAGUACGGGUCGCUUGUCAUGUCGCCGCAGCGCAUGUUCCCCACGACGCCCUUGGUCAAGCUGGGAGACAAUCACUUCAGCAAGGUCAAGGAGUUCCUGGGACGCUUCGCAAAUAUUCCCGACUUGAUCGAGCUGGACCAUUUGACCGUUUCGGGAGAUGUCACGUUCGGCCGUGGAGUGUCGUUGCGUGGAACGGUCAUUAUCAUUGCCAACCAUGGUGAUCGGAUCGAUAUUCCUGCGGGAGCCAUCCUGGAGAAUAAGAUCGUAUCCGGUAAUAUGCGCAUUCUGGAUCACUAAGCGGGUCGUCACGCGCUAUCUUAUGCACGGUAGAUUAGAGGCGUUCGUAGGGCAAGUAGAUGAACCUGUCUCUGGCAAUAUUUUGUGUGUGUGAGUUUCCCGAAUGGAAUUUGCGAAUUUAUUUAAAAACUGUUCAAAACGGUGUGUCAUCUCCACAAAUCAAAGAUUAUUAUUGGGUUUAACUAGGUUUAAGUUUUAAACAAACCAACAUUUGAUAUUUUGUGUUUUUGCUUGCAUGUCUUAAGGCAUAUUUUAUAGAAAUUGUUGAUUGUUAAUAAGAUUGCUAUAAUAGUAGUGAAAA